AUGCCCAGAGGAACAGAGUCCGGAGGAGACUCACCGGCCGAACUCGACUUUACGGAGCUGGACGAGUUGUUCAUCAUGACCCGUGAAGCCGAAAGGGGCGACGUCGGCGCCAUGGCCAACAUCUUCAUCAAAUCGUUCAAAGACGACAAGACCGCUCAGCUCCUGUACCCCCACGACGAAAUCUGGCCCGUGGUCGUUGAGAUGCUGAGGAACUACCUGGACGACGACUACACCCACGUCAUAGUAGCCGAGGACAGAUACACCGACACGACGGUCGGAUGGACGUCGGUAAGCCUCGUGGCCUCGGAUCAAGAGGACCACUUCAAGUUCUGCGAUUCGACCGUCUGGGCCGGUCGCCGGUUGCUACACUUGGGAAGAAGCGAAGGCCCACUGCACGUGGACGAGGUGAGGCGGGCUGGUCUGAUCACGCAACUUAGCAGAAGGAACCGCGAUGGUCAAAAAAGAGAGAUUGAUGGACAACACCUGGUCAUCAACACCUUCGCCAUCCAUCCGGAUGUAUUUGAAGAAGAGAUUCCAGAGAUCGCCUACAAAUUGAUGGAUGAUACCAGGGACCUCGCGAAGGGAGAGGGUCUGCCCCUUUGGGCGCAAUUGCCCCAGAAUUCCCUGGGCAACCUGGAAGAACUCUUCCAAGAAAUUGGCUUCGCCGAAGUGGGUUCCUUCGAGUUGAACCUCACCGGGUACACCAACGAAGAACAUCGGAGGAGAAGGAGGAAUUGGGGGUGGCAGAAGUGGACGCAGUGGGUAUUGAAAAUCGGAAACUGGGAAUGCGGACGACGGUACUAG
Molecule: messenger RNA, 804 nt
Organism: Letharia columbiana
Lineage: Eukaryota; Fungi; Ascomycota; Lecanoromycetes; Lecanorales; Parmeliaceae
Exons: 2
Coding region: 1-804 (267 amino acids)
Source: RefSeq, a predicted model, not a curated record